ACCAGCACGCCGGCACGCAGCACAGGAGCACGGGCAGGACGAUUAUAAAGGAACAGCUGUGUGGGCAGGGCGCGGGCAAGGGGGCGCGGUGACACAAGGCUGCUGGGACGGCCUCGAGGGUCCUGCCGCUGGUGUUGUGCUCCUUCGUCUUCUUCUGCUCCUUCUUCUCCUGCUCUCCUUCUUCUGUUCUCCUUCUGCUCUCCUGCUUCUUCUUCUCCUGCUCUCCUUCUCCUGGUUCUUUUACUCUCCUUCUGCUCCUUCUUCUGCUUUCCUUCUGCUCCUUCUGCUCUUCUUCUCCUGCCUCUUCCUCUUCUCGUCAAGCUCACAUUUUCCAACUCCUAAUCACGUCCACGUGUCCCAGAAACUUCAUCUGUCUCUGUCUGAUCUUCUAAUAUACCAGACUAUUCACACAAUUGCCUUAAUAUUCUUAACGACAAUGGUCCAGUAUCCCUCAGACAAAGUACUUUGGCAAUCUUGCCAGAGAGUGAUUUAGCAAACCUUCAACAGUUGCUGUUUGACAAGUGGUGUUUGGUCUUGCCUUUGUCCUUCAAUCAUUACUUUAUGGUGAUAGGUUACUGUCCAUUAGGUUUAGUUUCAGUUAUGUUAGUUUAUAUUAUGUUUAACUGAGUGGCCACAAGUUAUUAUUUUUACAGCUAUUGUUGAGUUGCUUGGGAAAUAACUACCAAAAAGGCAAUUUAUUUGCCAAGCUGCUCAGCAAAUGACUACACAACAUCGACUUUAUUUACAAAGCGCUUCACAUCCUUUUUUGAAAAAGAAAUAUUGAAUUUUGUCAGCAAAUUUGAAAAUCAAUAUUAAUGGGUGACCACCAUGUUAUAUCCAGCACCUCAUGUACAGUUUAGCAGAACUUUCAGAACCAGUUGGGCUAAUUUGCUUAUUUAGUGGUGCUAGGUGACUAGUUUGGUAGGGUUAUCCUAAUUCAUGGUGCAGUGGGGCCAGUUAACCAAUCUAGUCAGGUUAGGUAACAUAUUUGGUCUGGCCAGGUUAGAUUAAGGACUAACAGUUAGUUAAAACUUGGUCGUUAGUUAGGUUACUAAUUUGAAAUUAAAAUAAAGGUUUAAUUAAUUCAAAACAUGAAACAGUAAUAGUGGAGAAUCACUAUACGCCAUACUGUUACUCUCACCAGUGGUGUGAAGUAGGAUUUAGAAAUUUCCAAUGCCAACUUCAGGAAAUUUAAGGUUGCAACUCCAACUCUGACUCUACCCCCUUCCCUGAAAUUGAACAUUUCUAAAAAAACAAAAAAAAACAAAAAAAAAAAACAUUAAAGUAAAAUUCCCACAAAAUCUUCCAACAAAUUGCUUGCUUGAAAUGUUUUCCCACAAGAGCUCCCACAAAAGCAAAUUUCUCCCACAAGUUUGUGAGAAUUUCCCAUUAAGUGGCAACACUGGCCUAGCAUUACACCCAAGUACUUUACACAAGAAUUGAUGACGUAAAGGAGUCGAAGUUAAAGAUAUUUUCACUGACUCCAACUCUGACUCUGACUUCAGCCAAAAGUAGCCAAAUUCUCCAACUUCAACUCACACCCCACAUCCCUGACCCCCACGAGAAUGAUUCUCUUGCCGAUAUAUCUUGUAUUGCUUUACUUCUCUUGUUUUACUGGCCCACCACACUUAUUAUGUUUACAAGUUAUGGUAUGAAAUAACAAAGAGAUUGCCCCUCCACUCCAGUGAACUUAAAACAACUUGAAGUGGGAAGAGCCAAGGAGACCAGGGAAGCUGUGGUCUCAAAGCACACAUUGCACUGAUGCUGUAUCACUGAAAUUAAGCAGUUCUGUGCAAUGUUUUUUGGUCAGUGUGCAACACACCUGCAAGUGUACCUCCCACACUGGACAGUUUUGUCCCUCCUCCUGGCACAUGCUGGAGGCCAUGGAGGGGCAUAUGAGGCCCUUCCACUCAUGAGGCUGCGGUGGGAGGCCACGUGGAGGCCAGGGUCACCCCUCAGCAUGGUCACAUUAUGACCGCACAGACCCUGAAAUCCAUAACCUCACUUGUUUAUACUGCGUUGCCAAACCGUCCAGUUUGCCGCCUUAGUGCCAGAGCCCAGCAUGCCAUGGCGCAGCGCAACCGUCGUCAGAUAUAUGAGACAGCCUUUGAUAGCAAGCCGGCUGCAUGCUACCGGCAGGUGGAGAGGAAGGGGGAGGAGGGGGGGGACCUGAUAGAUCGGAUUGCCAAUCACCCCAUCUUGCAACUGCUGAGUCUCCGUCGCCGGACCUCCCGCUCCUCUACCGCCCCCCCACAUCCCCCGCCCAGCUCCUCCGUCCUCCCCUCCACCUCCUCGGACCCAAAAUUCCAGGUGGGGGUGUUCACUCCCAAAGGUGGCCGACGGGAACGGGGGCGGGGCCGGGGUGGUGUGGCACCCCGCCCCGCCCGCAGCGUGUCCACCCACCACAUCACAGAGCGCCGUGUGCACCCUAUUGCUCUCUCCAAGAGUGAUGAUGAGAUCUUGACACGAGGCUCAGAUUCCCUGGAGGAGGAGGACCGGGUUGAGGACUAUGUGGAGGGACAGACUGCUCGUGAGCUGUCGGCCGCCCUCCAGCCAAAUAGCAUGGUUGGGGACGACUACUUUGCUCACACUGAGAAGAAGACACCUCGCAAGAAAAAGUCUCGGCAUCGGGAAACUCCAGAACUGAGCAAGUCACAAGCCAUUCCUGCCCGGGCCCCACCCCGCCCUUCCCAUCUCAGGAGCCCCCCUGGUACUGCACCACUGCCUCUCAAGUUUAGUAAGAAGCCUGGUGGGGCUGACAAAAGCCCAUCCAGCUGGUUCAGUCCACCUCGCCAGAAGGAUCUCAGCCUCCCCAUUAAAAGGAGUCACAGCAAGGAGCUUACAGGCCUGGGUACAGCUGCCCCACCCAGUCAGAGCCAUGCCAGUCUCAAUGCCUCCAUGGAGGUACUUUUAGACACCUCUUCCCAACGGGAGUUAAAAGGAUGUUUGUUGCCUCCACCUGGCCGCCAGUUUUGUAGUGUAGAGAGUGUUGUUUCCAGCCUGGAAAGUCUGCGAAGCUCAGCCAGUGAAGGAUCUUCUGCGCCCAGCAGUUACAAGAGCUCAUCUUUGGGCAGCGACUCCUCUCUGCUCUCUCGCCCAGCUCUCAACCUCUCCGCCCCUCACCGCUCCUUGAUACAGUCUGCCAAGUUCCAGAUCCUUUCCCCAAUUUCUGACAAGUCCCAGGAGCCCUCUUCUGAGACUGGAGGGGGCUCCCAAAAGGCUUCACCCCAGGACCUGGCUGACAUGCGACUCAGAGCGCCACCUUUGCGCCCUUCUCUUCGCCCUCAGCUACGCCAUGACUUCAGAAACUGCCAUCAUCCACUCCCAGGGCCAGGUGGGGAGGGAGAUGUGCAGGGCUCAGACAGUGGGAUCAGCAUCGAGUACGGGCACCAUCACGGGGGCAGCGUGCAAGGGGUACCAUACGGGGACCUUCCAUUUGACAUGCCCAAGCUGAGGCGUCGAUUGGCAGCAGCAGCGGCCCGGGGAGGGGGUGGCAAGACCUCCCUCUCGUCUAGCACCUCGUCUAUUUCUUCUGGGGCCAACAGCGAGGCUCCGCACCAGCCCCCGACUCGCCUCACCCACCCCUCCAUUUCUAGGUUACAGGGAUGUGAGGGUCGCAGUGGCACGUCGUCUUCUACGUCCAGUGACUGGGACACGCGCUCCCGCUCCUCAGCAGACUCAAGUGAUGAGCAAGGCACGCCCAAACUCCAGCGAGAGGGUAGCCUUAGCAGGGGUCAGAAGGAGGGCCUGGCACUGGACCUGGGCUGUGCUGCUCUUGCUAUCAGGGGCCAGAAAGUGGAUGUUAAGUUGCCUCUUCUCAAGCAAGGGUGGUACCACGGGGCACUCAGCCGCACUGAAGCAGAAGCCACCUUGAGACAUUGUGCUGAGGGCAGCUACCUAGUGCGUUCCCUCCACCUGGCUCGCCACCAGUACUCCCUUGCCCUCAAGUCAGCGAGAGGGUUCAUGCAUCUCAAGAUCCAGUUUGACCACAAGACCGGCCAACACAUGCUGGGGCGCGGCACAGCCCAGUUCCCCUCCGUGCCACUCAUGGUGCAGCACUACAGCAUCUUCCGCCUGCCUAUCAAGGGGGCGGAACACAUGGUGCUGCUCUACCCGGUGAUACACGAGACCCUCUAGUGUGUGUGGGUGUGGGUGUGAGUGUGAGAGUGUGUGUGUGUGUGUGUGUGUGUGUGUGUGUGUGUGUGUGUGUGGGUGAGUGUGUAUUGCAUGCAUGUUUGUUCAUGUACAUAACAUACCAAAGACCAUUAAGUAUAGUUGAGUGACAAGUAUGUUCACCACCUCGUCUGUAUGUGGCACUAGGCAUGCCAUGGCCAAGGUCAUUGUACUGUUUUGUUCAGAGGCUCAAUGGUAGUGCCUCAGGAUCUUGGGGGUACUGGGAGGGUCACUCAGUCACCUGAGGCUUUGUGGUAUUAGUCAGGGUCAUGUUCAAGUACUAAAGUUGGUACUUAUGGAUAGGAUUGAUAUUACUUUGGUCCUCUUGGUACCUCAAUAAGCGUUGGGGUUCAGUCUUGGAGCUUCAAGGUACCAAAUUCAGGGUCAUGGUGCCAUAAUUUAGGUGGCUCAUCAUAUAUAAGAUAUCGUGCCAAGGUCCAUGGGUUGUGGUGUCUUGCAUUGCUGCACCAUGGUCAUGGAUGAGGAGGUGUGUGGUGCUGCUUCUCAGUGCCCUGCUUCAAGGCUUCCUUGCUCUCUCUUCAGGUUAUUGGGAAAGUAUUUGAUUACACUGAUGUGCAGGGAAUGGUUCAUGCAGUAGCAGGGACAGGAGUGAAUAACUAAGAGAAGCUGUAGUGAGGACUAUUGAAAUAGGAUGGAUGGUGCAAAGUUUAAAGUGUAGCAGAGAUGUUAAGGGGUAAACUUAAAAUUACAUUAAAAAGUGAUCAGCAUAUAGUUAAUACUCAAAGAACAAGAGUUGAACUCUAGUUAAUAAAAAGAAGCAGGAAAGUAUUGUGCCAAAGCAAUUUCACAACUUUCAGUGCCAAAAUUAGGUCAUUAAGUAGACAAGACAAUGCCAAAUAUGUUCAUUCAACAUAGAGUAUUAAGGGCUCCCAUGCAGGAAGUUAGUGCCAAAGCUGAGGUAACUCAAGAAGUUCAGAGUAUAAAGACUUACACAGCUCAGAAUGGGAGGAUGAGAGCAUCAGCAGUACACAGGUGGUCUGACAGUCUAGAGUGUGACACUCGACUAUGGACAGUAAAAGGUCAAUCUUGUAUUACUUCAUUGUGCCAAGGUCCAAAGGGCAGUCUCUUCAACAUUCCAUAUUAUAUUUGUUCAUAUAAUCAUUUUAUGGUUUUGCAAAAUACUUGAGUUCAAGAAUUCCAGUUUGGUAUUUUCAAAUCUAAUUUGGGUUUUUGGAUCAGUGUUUUCAUUGCCAAUAAUUUUUUUCUUUCAUUAUAAAUAUUGCCAUAAACUACUAGAUGAGCCAUCCAAGGUUGACCUUGAGCUUCCAGUACAUUUCUAUAGCCCUGUUUAAACCAGUAGAUCUUCCUCUUAGCUUUCAGAGCUUUCUAAAAAUUCUAGAUAUUUCAAAGCCAUGAGUAAACCAUCCAUGUGAACUUUGAGCUUCCAGAUCUAUUUAGGACCAUAUUUUUAACCCUAGUAUUUACCCCAUAUCGUAUUUUUUUCUGAUAGCAUUAAUUUUAAACUUUGAAUUUACAUUCCUGUAAUUUAGUGCCCAAAGUUUGUUUUGGCUUAAUAGCUGAUCUUGGAGUUCUGGAGUAUUUUAUAGUAAAAUUUCCAUUCAUUCAAAAAUAACAAAAAAGGUAUGAGGCAGUUUUAGUGAAAGUACUUUGUAGGUUGGAGACAAUAAUUGUAAAAUAAAUCACUGGUUUGUUGAAAAUGGAGCUGGGAAUCUAAUGACCAAUGACAUUCCAUAGCAUUAAAGGCUUUUAAACUUUUCAUGUCGACAAAUUACCACUGACAGUAACUUGCUCUCAGAUUGUUACAGUGCUUUCUGGCCUCUUAUAAAAGAAUCCCUCAUGACUUACACAGUGUGGUGGUGUCACUAAUUGGAUGAUUAUGUGAAUGGAAGUUUUACUAUAUCUUUAGAAUAACAUGCAUUGUAAUAAAUCAAGUAAUGUAUAUUUGGAGCACUAGAAAUUUUCAUAGAAAGUUGUGCUGGACAUUUUUAGCUCCAAAAACUUUAGUUUUCUGAACAUCAUAGCUUUAGAUUUUCCCCAAACAAUUUUUGAGCUUCCAAUACUUCUAUAGAAAUAGAGCCCACCAGAACCAUAUAUAGAUUGAAAGAUUUUUUGUAGAGCAACCCAGCUAUAUAUAAUGUGACAAAAACGUGUAGUUGACAUAUUAUGGAAAUAGCCGAUGCUUUCUGAUAUUCAGACUAAAAGAAAAGCAUGUAGAACACACACACACACACACACACACACACACACACACACACACACACACAGCAGGAAAAGUUCCCAGCUGAUGUUUACCUGUUGUGAUUAGAGUGAAUAGUACGUGAGUGGUGGUCCUGUUUAAUAUUACCAAGGAAAUGCAAAAUAAGUUGGCCAAAAGAGCAAGUAUACACAUCUCCAAUGUUUUCAUUGGAAAUGGCAAAUGGAAGCUGCUGAUCAAAAGCAUUUUCAUCUUAUGAAAAUGAAUUUCCAGGGUUUACUAAAGAAUACGAGUAUAUUUGGUAGCAUACUACAAAAUACAGCAAUGAAUAAUGAUUCAGUGACACCCCAGCGAGGUUAGAAUUAUUGCUGCCCAAAGAGUUAGAGACAUGAGUGAGGAGUUGCAAUACCUGUGUCCCAGAGCAAACAGCAGUCAUGUGGUGACUGAAUUCCAAACAGUAAGAGGGAGUAUGGUGCCAAAGGAUGAGUUCCACAGGCACAGAAAAUACAACUUAAGGAAAGGAAACUUAAUAGGAUUAAGAAAUUUUUUGAAGAAGUAAAUUGUAAGGAAUUCAAAGAAACAAGAGAAGUGGGAUAUCUACCUUAACCUUUGCAACUUGGGAGUAGGAAACCUUGUGACAAAAGUAAGCAGAAGAAAUAAUUGAUAGAGAAGAUCUGUUUUUGUAGGAAAGGGGGUCAACCAAGGAGACACUGGAAGAUGUUGAAAAAGACAAAAUGAUUGAAGGAUAUCAAGGAAUACAAUUUUCCACGUUGAUGCAUCAAACUGUGGAGUUGCUUGGACACUGAGAUUGCAGGUAAAAAAAAUAAA
Messenger RNA from Eriocheir sinensis (Chinese mitten crab), 7177 nucleotides. RefSeq lists its product as uncharacterized. Gene Ontology annotation, molecular function: phosphotyrosine residue binding. NCBI's taxonomy places the organism in Eukaryota, Metazoa, Arthropoda, Malacostraca, Decapoda, Varunidae. Bases 1972 to 4137 code for a protein of 721 amino acids. The record is from RefSeq and is a predicted model, not a curated record. The transcript is spliced from 9 exons.